AUGUCAGACUCUGAAGACAAUGAUUUCAACCUUAACGACAAUGCACUUGAUACCAUCACCCUCGAUGCAACGCGCCAGGGCGAUCAGGACGAGACUUUACCUUUCAAUCUCGCUGAUGUUCCGUCCUCUGUUGAGGCUGAAGAUGCUUUGCCUCAAAGCGAGGUAUUUGAGAGCAUCUUCUUGCACCAGGAGGGACUUCAACCCUCUGGCCAUACCUGGGAACAGACCAAAGUCUAUUCUGUCAGGUUGUCUACCCUUGCUCGUACCUUCGAGAUGGGUGACAAGGCCAAUGCGAUAAAUUUAUUGCACCGCAGGAAUAACCUUCGCAUGGACAGCGACCUACACUAUCGCUCGGACAAUGAGAUGUUGGCUUGGGAUGGGUCCAAACAUUUUCUUGACUUCUUACUUGUCAUCGGUUCCAUAGGUUUGGACAUGUUCAUUCCAAAUAAGGUCGCUGGUCACACAUUUUCCAUCUCCCUCAACCUCUGUCUUCAAUGCCAUGAGUUCCGUCCAAAAUUCAGCAAACUUGGUUUCGAUCCUACAGGCUGCAUGAUGGCCCUUGGAACUGGCCCAUCAUCAGAACUUUGGCUGGCCUUUUGUCCUCGGGAAAACAUGGAGGACCUCACAGUUGCCGAUGAAGCUCCUCUCAUCAAUGACAGAAAGCAUGGCGACACCAGACUCAUCACUUUCACAUGGCUGUCAUGUUCCUAG
This is a messenger RNA of Suillus clintonianus, 711 nucleotides long. RefSeq lists its product as uncharacterized. The transcript has 2 exons. The record is from RefSeq and is a predicted model, not a curated record. Bases 1 to 711 code for a protein of 236 amino acids. Lineage: Eukaryota; Fungi; Basidiomycota; Agaricomycetes; Boletales; Suillaceae.